AUGGUAUUCAAAGUAAAAUGCAGCAAUAACUCGUUAUUUAAGGUGUCACCCGUCUACGCAUUUCUCGAUUCCGGUGCUUCAAUGGACUUGCAGGCAGCAGUUGAAAUAUUGACGUCGAUGCAUCAGUAUAAUCGCUGGGUUGGCACCGAUGGGAAUCGCAUUGACGUCGACAUUCUGACUCUGACAUCUCUUGAUAGAGUGAAAUAUGACAAGCAAAAAACUAGCCUUUCCCCCAAAAACUCAACCUUCGCUGCUUUCGGAGUGUCUUGA
This is a messenger RNA of Cooperia oncophora, 270 nucleotides long. NCBI's taxonomy places the organism in Eukaryota, Metazoa, Nematoda, Chromadorea, Rhabditida, Trichostrongylidae. The record is from the annotation of a GenBank genome assembly.